CCGUAGCAGCAGCAGCAAGAAGCAGCACACACCAGAAGGCAGCAGACUCAGCAGCAGCAGCAGCUGAAGGAGCAGCAGCAGCAGCAGCAGCAACAGCGGCAGCAGCAGCAGUGGCAGCAGCAGCAGCGGCAGCAGCAGCAACAGCAACAGCAGCAGCAGCAGCAGCAGAAGGAGCAGCAGCAGCAGCAGUAUCUACAGCCAUCCCCAUCCUCCCCUCCUCUUUGAGCCGCCGCGGCUUGCAGUCACACAGCCGCGACAUGGCGGGCGCCCACGUGGCGGCCGCACCAACCCUCAGGGAGGGGGUGGAGGUGGCGGUUGUGGGGGCAGCGGAGCCGGCGGCGGUGGUGGCGGGGUCGAGGGUGGCAGCAGUGGUGGUGGUGGAGGCAGUGGUGGCUCAUCUGGUAGCCGUGGUGGCCGCCCUGGCACUCUCCCCCCAUGUGACAUUUACGACCCAGCUGUCCCUGACUCCCCUGCUCACUCUGCCUCAUCGCACCAGCACCAGCAGCAGCAGCAGCAGCAGCAGCAGCAGCAGCAGCAGCAGCAGCAGAAGGAGCAGCAGCAGCAGCAGCGGAUGGAGCAGCAGCAGCAGCAGCAGCAGCAGCAGCAGCAGCAGCAGCAGCAGCAGCAGCAGCAACAGCAGCAGGAGGUGCAGCAGCAGCAGCAGCAGCAGCAGCAGCAGCAGCAGGAGGUGCAGCAGCGGAUGGAGCAGCAGCAGCAACCGCAGGCAGUGCAGCAACAGCAGCCGUAGCAGGAGGUGCAGCAGCAGCACCAGCAGCAGCCACAGCAGCAGCAGCAGCAGCAGCAGCAGCAGCAGCAGCAGCAGCCACUGCAGCAACCUCAUCGGCAUCGCCGCACCACCUCUCCCUGAUCCUGCUGAAGAAACCUCCAAGGAUGACAGAGGAAUGGGAAAUGAGGAGAGGAAUGCUGGACAGUUCUACCAUGUGUGUGACAAAGAUGACAGUGGCACGGCUGUUGCAAGGGCUGGAGAGGAAUUGCACCCGCUUGACAAAGAUGCAGAGUACAACAGCCAGAUGGAGAAUCACACGUGGGACCUGGUGUACUUGCCAAAUGGGAAGAAGGCAAUACAGUGCAAGUGGCUGGCAAAAAUCAAGACGGAUGAGAAAGGAGGGCCAUCAGAUGACAGAGGAAUGGGAAAUGAGGAGAGGAAUGCUGGACAGUUCUACCAUGUGUGUGACAAAGAUGACAGUGGCACGGCUGUUGCAAGGGCUGGAGAGGAAUUGCACCCGCUUGACAACCAGAUGGAGAAUCACACAUGGGACCUGGUGUACUUGCCAAAUGGGAAGAAGGCAAUACAGUGCAAGUGGCUGGCAAAAAUCAAGACGGAUGAGAAAGGAGAGCCAUCAGUUUACAAGAGCAGGCUGGUGGCAAAGGGGUUUCAACAGAAAGAGAAGGAAGAUUACAAAGAAGUGUUUGCCCCAACUGCUAAGUCUCCAACGCUACGUGUGCUGCUGGCGGUAGCUGCUGUGCGCAAAUGGAAGGAAGAACAGACAGUGGUCACACCUUUGCCUUCCGAGUUCAAACUCAUAAAGGCAGCUGAAGGAGAAGGAGUUGAGUGUGAAGACCAGAGGCAAUUCCAAUCCAUGGUCGGGAGCCUACUCUACGCUGCUCAACAGCCAGCCGACUUCCUUACCAAGCGGCUAGCUGAAGAGCCACACUGGCGCUGUGCGAGGAUGGCGGGAAUGUCCUUGAACUAGAGACGACGAAACAAGCCGAC
Closterium sp. NIES-67 is the source of this 1735-nucleotide messenger RNA. The record is from the annotation of a GenBank genome assembly. NCBI's taxonomy places the organism in Eukaryota, Viridiplantae, Streptophyta, Zygnematophyceae, Desmidiales, Closteriaceae.